AUUGUAAAACAUAUGACAUAGUAAUGACGUCACGUUUAAAUAUGGCCGAGCCCUAAAAUUUGGCGAAAAAUGAAUUUUAUACUUUUUAUAACUCAAAAGGAUUUAAUGUAGAUACUCGAUUGGUUGAUAUUAUUUUAAAUAGAUUAUUGUGUAAAUGAAGCUUAUUUAGGAAAAAUUACUACAAAAUGCCAGUUUUAAGUCCACAUAGAAGCUCUAGCAGCAUUUCGGGGUCAUAUAGGCCCUCAUAUGGGUCUUUAAUAGACAGACCAAUAUAUUCAUCUACGUCAGGUUAUUCACCAAGAGUGAAAAGUUAUAGUGAGAGAUAUAGUAGCAGAACUUACACAGAUGAAAAUGGGCGUAGAAUAUUUUCAAGAUCAGGUUCUAUAACUGAAGAUGGAGUUACAACACGAUUUCGUGAAGAAUCCAGGGAAGGUUCAGCUCCUAGAGAUUAUACAAGAGAUUACCGAGACAGUUAUAUAGAUUACCCUCGUAGAGACAGUUCCCUGUCUCGCGAUAGAGUCUCAUCUUUAAACGUCAUCGAUUCUGUUGCCGAACUGAGAAACAAAUACUCACCAGCCAAUUACGUGCCGGCCAUUUUACGAAAAAACGACAACAUUUCUAGAUCAAAAUCUAUUAACGAUAUAGGUUUGCCGCCGAUUGAAAGCAAAACUUCGAAAAAAAAGGUAAAUGAGUUGAACGAAUCGCUUGAAAACGGUGUGCUAACUAAUAAAAAUACUAACGAUAACAUUGACGAAGAGGACGACAACGGCAACAGGGCGUCGGUGGCGGAAAUAAGAAAAAAAUUCACCGAUAAGUCCGAGAGAAAAAGUUGCAGCCCCCCCAUUGAGAUUGAGGGGGCCAGCGUUAAAAUAUCGGAGAAUCGGUUUAAAAAAUUGGAUGUCCCCAAAAAGGUUGUCAAAAAAGUCACUAAAGUGACCAAAAAGUCACCAGAAAACAAUGAAAGUAAGUGUAAUGGUGAAACUUCAAAUGUCACAAAAUUAGAAGUCAAAGAAGACACAAAUGAAGAAAAUGGGGUGUUAAGUAAUACAAUAGAACAACACAGUAGAGUUAACAAUUUUGCCUCAUACAUACCUUCAAAGGACCUUCAAAAUGGUGACAAAAUAAAAAACGAAUCAAACUGCACAGUAAAUAAAGAUGAUGAAAAAUUAGAAGAUGUCAAUGCAAUGCAAACAAAUGAUCUAUCGACCACUUCGACAAAAUUAUCCCGAUCCACAGUAUCGCCAUCAAAUUCUUCGAACAACGGGACAUCGUCGCAGAGCGUCUUGGGGCGUCGCUCCUUAGAAAGGGCGUCCCGACGCGCAGACUUUAGCGACGACGAUGAAAUUGGCGAACGGCCACGCGAUUUCAGUAGAUCCAGUCCGUCGCCUUUAUCGACAAGAACGCUGGGUCUCAACGGGUUAAAAAACAUCGGUAACACCUGUUUUAUGAACUCCGUCAUACAAUGUUUGAGUAACACCAGACAAUUAUCCGAAUAUUUGAGGAAAGAUUCCUAUAUGAGAGAUAUUAAUAGUUCCAUGUCCAGCAUGAAGGGAGCACUCAUUAAAGCUUUCACGCAAGUAAUCAAAGAACUAUGGUCGGAAGAUUUAUCGGAUAGAGUGGUUAACACUGUAACCUUCAAAAGUCAAAUUCAAAGAUUCGCGCCUAGGUUCAUGGGGUACGCUCAACAAGACGCCCAAGAAUUUUUAAGGUACCUACUUGAAGGUUUACACGAGGACGUUAAUCGUGUUAAGGAAAAACCCAAACCGAUUUUGACCGAUAUAGACGAGACAUUGAGUGAUAACCAAAAAUCUGCUGAGGCGUGGGGACGUUACUUACGAAUGGAAAAUUCGCUAAUUUUGGAUCUUUUUGUGGGUCAGUUAAAAUCUACUUUAAAAUGCACACACUGUGGUCACUGUUCCGUAACGUUUGACCCAUUUUGGGAUUUGUCUUUACCUAUCCCAACUAGAACAGGGCAACUAAGGUUGUCUCAAUGUUUGGAUUCAUUCACUAGGGAAGAAACGUUAGAUGGGGAUGAAAAACCUACAUGUUCAAAAUGCAAAGAAAGAAGAAAAUGUACUAAAUCUUUUAGUAUACAGAAGUUUCCUAAGAUAUUAGUAAUUCAUUUGAAAAGAUUUUCCCCCACAGAACGUUUUAGAGGUAAACUUUCUGUAACAGUUGAUUUUCCUUUGGAAGGAUUGGACAUGAUGAAUUAUGCUGCUGAUUCUGUUGCACCCUGUAGAUAUAACUUGUAUGCCAUCUCAAACCAUAGUGGUACUACCUACAGUGGACAUUAUACUGCCUAUUGUAGACAUCCCUAUAACAUGCAAUGGCAUGAAUACAAUGAUUCAAGGGUUUCUUCUAUUUCCACAAGGUCUAUUGUAUCAGGAGAGGCAUACGUGCUAUUCUAUGAGCAGGAAGGUCAGAAAUCUCACUUGUGAGAGUUUAUUUUUUUUUAAUUCUACUGUUAUAUACAUUUAUUUUUUUCUAAAAAGAUCUAACACCCCAGCUUUUUUUUAAUUACAAAUUACGUGUAUUUUUUAUUACAUAAACCCCCCCUAAUUUGCCAAGUAAACUUUGCCUUUAGUAUUUAUUUAUUAUUUAUCAAAGCUGACCAUAAUGGGCGUGUCUAUAUUCGACCAAUAGAAUGUCGAAUGUAUACACGUUUUUUUAACAUUUUGGCCGGUUUAUUUAUUAACUUUUUGUUUUAAUUUAUUUGACAUAUUUAUUUAAGAGUGAAAUGUACUUAAAGUAAUGUUAUUUCUAGUCCAAUAAGUUUGUGCAAUGAUUUUUCCAAAUCGAAAUUGUUUUGGGUUUUUUUCUUUUGGAAUCUUGUUAAAUCUAGUUGAAUUAUGUCUACCUCAAAAUUAUGCUUUGUUUAGAUGAACAAAAAAUGUAGACUCUAUUUUUUAUUAUUUAAUAAUGUUACCAAACUAGACAAAUCAGCACACAAGUGAAAUGUUCGUAAUUGGUAAUAAGCUUUAUAUUAUUAAAAAAAUUGUUCUAUUCUAGCACUUACUAAUGAAAUAAACUGUUUGCAA
Messenger RNA from Brassicogethes aeneus, 3038 nucleotides. Lineage: Eukaryota; Metazoa; Arthropoda; Insecta; Coleoptera; Nitidulidae. The record is from the annotation of a GenBank genome assembly.